AUGGAAAAAUCAAGCUCUAUGUUGUCAUACUUUCUCUUGGGCUUUAUAGUUACUUUGGCCAUUGGUCUAUUAUGUGAAGCCAUUGAUGAAGAAAGAAAGGUAUAUAUCGUUUAUAUGGGAAGACUUUCCGAAAAUAAACAAUACUCACCCAAUUCUCACCAUAUUAGCAUGCUUCAAUCUUUAGGCCACGACAAUAUGUAUGUUGGGACAUUGAUUAGAAGUUAUACAAGAAGUUUUAAUGGUUUUGUUGCCAAUCUUACAUCAGAAGAAGCAAUCAAGUUGGAAAGCAUGGAUGAUGUUGUAUCCGUCUUUGAAAGCCUUGAAUACUAUACUCAAACGACAAGAUCUUGGGACUUCAUAGGUUUCCCCACAAACGUUCCUCGAAAUCCACGAGUCGAGAGUGAUAUCAUAAUAGGCUCUAUAGAUACCGGUGUAGUACCAGAGUUUCCGUGUUUUUCUGACCAAGGUUUAGACGUUGUUCCAAAGAAAUGGAAAGGUGCUUGUAGAGGUGGCAAAAAUUUCACUUGCAACAAGAAGUUGAUUGGAGCUAGGUACUACGGAAUUGAGGACGCGAGGGAUAUUGAUGGUCAUGGAACACACACGGCCUCGACAGCAGCCGGAAGAGAAGUUCCAAACACUAGUUUUUUCGGUAUAGCAAAUGGAACGGCUAGAGGAGCUGUACCAGGAGCUAGAAUAGCGGCGUACAAAGUAUGUCAAGCCGGGAAGUGUAGUAAUGAAAAUAUCUUGGCCGCAUUCGAUGAUGCCAUUUCAGAUGGUGUCGACAUCAUAACUAUUUCAUUAGGAAGAAAUGAAAUCGUACCCGUGGGUAAAGAUGUUUUUGCCAUCGGCUCCUUUCAUGCAAUGGAGAAGGGCAUUUUAACUGUACACGCUGCGGGAAAUACAGGAAAACAAGGGUUAGGAUCAGUGAUAAGCAUUGCACCGUGGUUGUUCAGCGUGGCUGCUAGUAGUGUAGAUAGAAAGAUCAUCAACAAACUUGUCCUUGGAAAUCAUCGCACUUUCAUCAACAAAAACAUAAGUUUAGUGCAUGGAGGAGCAACCCCUUUCAAGUGUAAUGAAUUUAGUGCGAGGAAAUGCAUUAAAGGCUGUGUAGAUCCUCAGAUGGUUAAGGGAAAGAUUGUAGUAUGUGAUACCAACGAUGAGUCAGGUGCUAUCGAAGUUGUGACCGACGCAGGAGCAGCCGGGUUCAUUGUUUCAAAGGCCACGGAAAAGGAUCUUGCAUUCAAUGUACCUUUGCCAGCCUCCGUUCUGACUGACUCUGAUCUUCAAAGUGUUCUAUCUUACAUCAAUUCCACAAGCUUGCCAACUGCAUUCAUACAAAAAAGUGAGAUUGUUCCUAAAGAUAAUGUUCACGCAGUAGCUAGUUUUUCUGCGAGAGGUCCCAAUCAAUUUUUUCCAGAAAUUUUCAAGCCUGAUAUAACCGCACCUGGUAUAAAUAUUCUAGCAGCAUAUUCUCCUCACGGUCAAGUUUCAGACUACACUGACAACGACAAAAGAAGUUCCAACACCAGAAUCUUAUCGGGAACUUCUAUGGCAUGUCCUCAUGUCGCUGGCGCGGCUGCUUAUGUGAAAUCAAUGCAUCCUGAUUGGUCUGUGUCUGCUAUUAAAUCUGCUCUUAUGACCACGGCUUACCCAAUGAAUGCACCAUAUAAUGUUGAUGCUGAAUUUGGCUAUGGAGCUGGUCAAGUUAAUCCCUUAAGGGCCACAACUCCUGGACUUGUGUACGAAACAUUCCUAGAUGAUUAUAUCACCAUGUUUUGCAAUUUAGGAAAGAUAGGAGAGAGAUUGAGAAGAAUACUUGGAACACAAAAGAUUUGUCCAAAAGGAAACAAAACAUCUCCAAAGGAUCUCAAUUAUCCAUCCAUGACGGCCCCAAUACCCGAAUCCUCAACUUUCAACAUUCAGUUCCCAAGAGUAGUAACAAAUGUAGGACAUCCUAACUCCACAUAUCAUUCAAAUAUCACUAGUGGGAAUAGUGCAAUUCAUGUCAAAGUGGAGCCAAGUAUUCUCUCUUUUAAAAAUUUGAAGGAGACAAAAUCUUUUGUCGUUACAGUUAGUGGACAAUGGUUGAAACAAGACCAUAUUUCUUGCUCCUUGGUAUGGUAUGAUGGAGCUCAUAAAGUCAAAAGUCCCAUUAUCUUAUAUAGAGAUUCAUUGUUUGAUUAA
Impatiens glandulifera is the source of this 2184-nucleotide messenger RNA. Its product is annotated as subtilisin-like protease SBT4.13. Gene Ontology annotation, molecular function: serine-type endopeptidase activity. The coding region runs from base 1 to 2184 and encodes 727 amino acids. Lineage: Eukaryota; Viridiplantae; Streptophyta; Magnoliopsida; Ericales; Balsaminaceae. The record is from RefSeq and is a predicted model, not a curated record. Gene Ontology annotation, biological process: proteolysis. The transcript has 10 exons.